AUGGCUCUCGACCACGACGACGACAAGGCGGCGCUGAUCCGCAGUGCAUGCAGCCACCGCGACCUGCCUGCCCUGAUCGCCCUGGCCACCGGCCCGCAAGGCCUGCUCUCCGACGACCUCCGCCGCGAAGCAUGGCCCAUCCUUCUCGGCGCAAACGACGCAGAUGACCCCGUCGCGUGGGAGAAGCUGCAGCCCCACGCCGACGAAGACCAAGUUAAGCUCGACGUCAACCGGUCUUUUGUCUACUAUCCCAAUGACCUGUCCGAGGAACAGCUCGAUUGCCGCAAGCAAGAACUCUCCGACGUCAUCACCCAGGUCUUGCGCCGCCACGCGCGCUUGUGCUACUUCCAGGGCUACCAUGACAUCGUCCAGGUCUUCCUCCUCGUCUUGGGCGCUCAGCUCUCCGUCCCGGCCGUGACACGCCUCUCGCUGCUACGGAUCCGCGAUUUUAUGCUGCCAUCGCUCGAUCCCUCCGUCGCGCACCUGAACCUGCUCCCCGCCAUCCUCUACAGCGUCGACCCAGCCCUAUGCAGGCACCUGAAGCCCACCCAGCCAUUCUUCGCCCUGGCGGCCACCAUCACCAUGUACGCGCACGACAUACAAGAAUACGGGGAUAUUGCGCGGAUAUUUGAUUUCCUCCUCGCGCACGAGGCCGUCAUGUCCAUCUACUUGUUCGCGGCAAUCAUCCUCGCGCGCAAAGACGAGCUGCUAGAAAUCUCCUCGGAUGAGCCCGAAAUGCUCCACUUCACACUCUCGAAGCUCCCCCACCCCCUGCACAUCGAAGACCUGAUAGCCGAGUCCGUGUCACUGCGCGAGCGCAAGCCACCCGAAACCCUGCCCUCGCGCGCAUGGAGCUCCAUUUCGCAAUAUAGCGUGCUGAAGACGACGCAAGAUACGGAAGCGCUGGCGCAGCAGACACUGCAAGACGGGGAGGCGCUGUUCGCAAAGCAGACGGCGCAGGUGCGGCGUGCGCAGGCAUACCAGGCCGUGGUCAAGGGCGCGCGGAGGGGCUUGUACCGGUACAGGAAGCCGGCGCGCGGCAUUGCCUUUGCCGUGCUGGUCGGUUUCAUAGCGUGGUACUUGGGCCGGUCUGGCGGCAGCGGCGGUGCGGGUGUCAUGUCUUGGUUUGGCGGCGUAUACGAGCCGCUCAGGCGCGUCUUCAGCGCCGUCAGGGACAACCGGUAG
This is a messenger RNA of Aplosporella prunicola CBS 121167, 1185 nucleotides long. RefSeq lists its product as uncharacterized. Bases 1 to 1185 code for a protein of 394 amino acids. The transcript is spliced from 4 exons. Lineage: Eukaryota; Fungi; Ascomycota; Dothideomycetes; Botryosphaeriales; Aplosporellaceae. Gene Ontology annotation, molecular function: GTPase activator activity. Gene Ontology annotation, biological process: positive regulation of GTPase activity; endoplasmic reticulum to Golgi vesicle-mediated transport. Gene Ontology annotation, cellular component: endoplasmic reticulum membrane. The record is from RefSeq and is a predicted model, not a curated record.